ACGGUCACCUCCUCCACCGGCCCUAUAUAUUCCCUCCGUUUCUCUCUCUCUAGAACCCCAUCGGAUUUUCUCUCUCCUGCCCUCUUCAAUCAAUGGCGUCGCCCAAUUCAAAAUCUCUGUGGUUCUCUCUGUGCAUUCUGGUCCCCUGUUUUGUGUCCCUCUGUGAAGCUUACACCUUCUAUGUGGGCGGCAAAGACGGGUGGGUCCUCAACCCCUCUCAGGACUACAACUCUUGGGCUCAGAGAAACAGAUUCAAUGUCAAUGACGUUCUGGUGUUCAAGUAUGCGAAGGGGGUGGAUUCUGUGUUGGUGGUGAGUAAAGAGGAUUAUGAGCAGUGUAAUUUGAAGAAUCCGAUUGUGAAAUUGAAGGAUGGGAAUUCGGAGUUCAGAUUUGAUCGGAGUGGGCCUUUUUAUUUUGUUAGUGGCAAAGAUGGGAGCUGUGAGAAGGGCCAGAAAUUGGUGGUCGUUGUUCUUGCUGUAAGGCCUCCUCCGUCGCCGCUGCCGGUCGUUCCUUCGCCGCCGUCGCAUUCGCCUCCUGGAGCCGAGUCUCCGAAACCUGGUUCUGGCUCGCCGUCUCCCUCUGGUUCUCCUGGUUCGCCGUAUCCCGGAGCCAAAUCUCCGUCCGGCUCUCCGCCGUCGGGGACGCCCAGUUCGCCGUCGCCUUCUGGGUUUCAAACGCCGGUGACGACACCAACACCGGCAGGUUCUCCUGGUUCGCCGUAUCCCGGAGCGAAAUCUCCGUCCGGAGCUCCGCCGUCGGGGACACCCACUUCACCGUCGCCUUCUGGGUCUGAAACUCCGGUGACGACGCCAGCACCGGCUGGUUCUCCCUCUUCGCCGAUUCCGGGAGCGAAAUCUCCGUCAGGAGCUCCGCCGUCGGGAACACCCACUUCGCCGUCGCCUUCUGGGUCUGAAACUCCGGUGACAACACCCGCUCCAGCCGGUUCUCCCUCUUCGUCGAUUCCGGGAGCGAAAUCUCCUUCAGGAGCUCCGUCGUCGGGGACACCCACUUCGCCGUCACCUUCAGGGUCUGAAACUCCGGUGACGACACCAUCUCCGGCCGGUUCUCCCUCUUCGUCGAUUCCGGGAGCGAACUCUCCGUCAGGAGCUCCGUCGUCUGGCUCUCCCUCAGUGUCCCACACUUCGCCGUACGGCUCUCCCGGAGCAAACUCUCCGUCGGGGUCCCCCCCUUCGCCGUUCCCCGGUGGCGCUGCCGGCCCCGGAACAUCUCCGGCGGGCUCACCAUCCUCGACAGCGUACCCAUCUCCAGCAGGCUCACCAUCUUCCGGAACAAAAUCUCCGACAACUUCACCAUCUCCGGCCGGCGCCAUAACCCCCACAACAGCUCCGGCGGCGGUACCAUUCGGCUCCCCAGUACCGUCGCUACUGCCGCCGGAGUCCAGUGGCCCGGCAAGUUCGCCUCCGUCGCCACCAUUACCUCCGGGAUCGUCGUCAUCAGGAUCACCGGGGCCAUCGCCGAGUGGGUCAGGAAGCGGUGCGGCGAAUGACAGAACAACAGGACCACCGCGAUCGUCCGCCAUAGCCACGUCUCCGUCAGCAAUUUUGUUGGGUACCUUUGCAGUUGUGGUUCUAAGUAUGGUCAUUAAUGGCGGUAUUGCAUUUACUUGAGAAGAAAAAUAAAUUAAAAUAAAUUUCUUACUUUUACUUCUAGGGUUUGUGAAUAAAAUUGAGAGUAAUUACUCCAAUAAUUGCUUUUUUUUUUUCUCUUUUCAAUCAUCACACUUCAUAGUAUUUAAAUUAAGCCAUUAAUGACCAGUGUUGUGUUGGUUUGGUUUGGUUUGGUUUUGUAUUUGUAAUGUAAUAUUCUCCCAUUUUUGUUCCUCUGUAUAUGUAUAUGUAUGUGUUCCAUGUUGUUGAAUUUA
This is a messenger RNA of Momordica charantia (bitter melon), 1882 nucleotides long. RefSeq lists its product as uncharacterized. The record is from RefSeq and is a predicted model, not a curated record. Gene Ontology annotation, molecular function: electron transfer activity. Gene Ontology annotation, cellular component: plasma membrane. Lineage: Eukaryota; Viridiplantae; Streptophyta; Magnoliopsida; Cucurbitales; Cucurbitaceae.